This is a messenger RNA of Mandrillus leucophaeus (drill), 2946 nucleotides long. RefSeq names its product acylaminoacyl-peptide hydrolase (gene APEH). The transcript has 22 exons. Bases 571 to 2784 code for a protein of 737 amino acids. Gene Ontology annotation, biological process: proteolysis. Gene Ontology annotation, molecular function: serine-type endopeptidase activity. The record is from RefSeq and is a predicted model, not a curated record. NCBI's taxonomy places the organism in Eukaryota, Metazoa, Chordata, Mammalia, Primates, Cercopithecidae.
CAUUCCUCGCGGGGCUCCACUCUGGACCCGCCCGCCUCGUCCUUCAUCCUCAGAGACUCAUUGGUCCCAUUCCCCUCGGGCCUCGCCCUUCAGGUGCUCGGGCCAUGCCCGUCCGACCGCGCUGCUUCCGCCUCGCAGUCCUGUCUCACCCGCUUCUCUCGUAGGCCCUUCUACCCCCCCGCGAAGCCCGGCUCCCGGGUUCCGCUUCCACAGGGCCGCCCUCUCUCCUCCGAGAUCCAACGCCUCGCCCCUCGGUAAGAGGCCCGGGACUCGGCCCACGGCCCCGCCCCCCACUUGACUAGUCCGCCCCUGGAAGGCCAGCUCCUCCUCUCGACGCCUCUGCUCUCUCCACCCGGGACUUCUCGCUGCCAGGCCGGGUCCUCUCACCGUCAAGGCCCGCCCCUUGCCAACGGUUCUCGCCUAUUCGCCGAAAGCCCCCCCUCCCAGAUUGCCGCAGGGCAGGGGCGGAGACAGCCCGGGCGGUCCCAGGCUCCGCCCCCGGAAGCCUCACUUCCGGGCGCGAGCACCCCCACCCCCGCCCCGCCUCGCCCAGGCGGCAGAGAGGAGACUAUGGAACGUCAGGUGCUGCUGAGCGAGCCCGAGGAGGCGGCGGCUCUGUAUCGGGGCCUUAGCCGCCAGCCCGCGCUGAGCGCCGCCUGCCUGGGCCCGGAGGUCACCACACAGUACGGCGGCCAGUACCGGACGGUGCACACUGAGUGGACCCAGAGGGACCUGGAACGCAUGGAGAACAUUCGAUUCUGCCGCCAAUACCUGGUGUUCCAUGACGGGGACUCAGUGGUGUUUGCCGGACCUGCAGGCAACAGUGUGGAGACCCGGGGGGAACUGCUGAGCAGAGAGUCUCCUUCAGGCAGCAUGAAAGCUGUGCUGCGCAAGGCUGGAGGCACGGGCCCUGGGGAAGAGAAGCAGUUCCUGGAGGUCUGGGAGAAGAACCGGAAGCUCAAGAGUUUCAACCUAUCAGCGCUGGAGAAACAUGGGCCUGUUUAUGAGGAUGACUGUUUUGGCUGCCUGUCCUGGUCGCACUCGGAGACACACUUGUUGUAUGUGGCAGAGAGGAAGCGCCCCAAGGCCGAGUCCUUCUUUCAGACCAAAGCCUUGGACGUCAGUGCCAGCGAUGAUGAGAUAGCCAGGCUGAAGAAGCCAGACCAACCCAUCAAGGGGGAUCAGUUUGUGUUUUACGAAGACUGGGGAGAAAACAUGGUUUCCAAAAGCAUCCCUGUGCUCUGCGUGCUGGAUGUCGAGAGUGGCAACAUCUCUGUGCUUGAGGGGGUCCCUGAGAAUGUGUCCCCUGGACAGGCAUUCUGGGCCCCUGGAGAUGCUGGUGUGGUGUUUGUGGGCUGGUGGCAUGAGCCCUUCCGGUUGGGCAUCCGCUUUUGCACCAAUCGCAGGUCAGCCCUGUACUAUGUGGACCUCAUCGGGGGGAAGUGUGAGCUCCUCUCAGACGAUUCCCUGGCUGUCUCUUCUCCCCGGCUGAGCCCAGACCAAUGUCGCAUUGUCUACCUGCAGUACCCAUCUCUGAUCCCCCAUCAUCAGUGCAGCCAGCUGUGCCUGUAUGACUGGUAUACCAAGGUUACCUCAGUGGUGGUAGACAUUGUGCCUCGGCAGCUGGGAGAGAACUUCUCUGGGAUCUACUGCAGCCUUCUGCCUCUGGGAUGCUGGUCAGCUGACAGCCAGAGAGUGGUCUUUGACUCGGCUCAGCGCAGCCGGCAGGACCUGUUUGCUGUGGACACCCAAGUGGGCACUGUGACCUCCCUCACAGCUGGAGGGUCAGGUGGGAGCUGGAAGCUGCUCACAAUUGACAGGGACCUCAUGGUGGCACAGUUUUCCACACCCAGCCUACCUCCAACCCUGAAAGUUGGGUUCCUGCCUUCUGCAGGGAAGGAGCAGUCAGUGUUGUGGGUGUCCCUGGAGGAGGCCGAGCCCAUUCCUGACAUCCACUGGGGCAUCCGGGUGCUACAGCCACCCCCAGAGCAAGAGAAUGUGCAGUAUGCUGGCCUUGACUUUGAAGCAAUCCUACUGCAGCCCUGCAACCCUCCAGAUAAGACCCAGGUGCCCAUGGUGGUUAUGCCCCACGGGGGGCCCCAUUCAUCCUUUGUCACUGCCUGGAUGCUGUUCCCAGCCAUGCUUUGCAAGAUGGGCUUUGCGGUACUACUAGUGAACUAUCGUGGCUCCACGGGCUUUGGCCAGGACAGCAUCCUCUCCCUCCCAGGCAAUGUGGGCCACCAGGAUGUGAAGGAUGUCCAGUUUGCAGUGGAACAGGUGCUCCAGGAGGAACACUUUGAUGCAAGCCAUGUGGCCCUUAUGGGUGGUUCCCAUGGUGGCUUCAUCUCCUGCCACUUGAUUGGUCAGUACCCAGAAACCUACAGGGCCUGCGUGGCCCGGAACCCUGUGAUCAACAUCGCCUCCAUGUUGGGCUCCACUGACAUCCCUGACUGCUCAGUGUCUUGCAGGUGCGUGGUGGAGGCUGGCUUUCCUUUCAGCAGUGACUGCCUGCCAGACCUCAGCGUGUGGGCUGAGAUGCUGGACAAAUCGCCCAUCAAAUACAUCCCUCAGGUGAAGACACCACUGUUACUGAUGUUGGGCCAGGAGGACCGGCGUGUGCCCUUCAAGCAGGGCAUGGAGUAUUACCGUGCCCUCAAGACCCGGAAUGUGCCUGUUCGGCUCCUGCUCUAUCCCAAAAGCACCCACGCACUAUCAGAGGUGGAGGUGGAGUCAGACAGCUUCAUGAAUGCUGUGCUCUGGCUACGCACACACUUGGGCAGCUGAAGCCCUGCCAUUCUGCAUGAGCUGAUCAGCCUGUGCCACACUUCGCUCUUGGGGAGCUCCAAGGUCUGGCAGGGCAACAGGAGGCUUUCUGGGCUCUGGACUCCACGGAUGCGUGGGCAGAGGAAUGUGGGCUAUGUAGUCAUAAUAAAUUAGGACACAGAG